Molecule: messenger RNA, 2750 nt
Organism: Phodopus roborovskii (desert hamster)
Lineage: Eukaryota; Metazoa; Chordata; Mammalia; Rodentia; Cricetidae
Gene: Bsdc1
Product: BSD domain containing 1
Exons: 11
Coding region: 87-1370 (427 amino acids)
Cellular component (GO): cytoplasm
Source: RefSeq, a predicted model, not a curated record
GAAUGCGCUUGGGGGCGGAGCCUGAGGGGGCGGUGCCGUGUCGGAAGUCAAAGGUCGGUAAAUAGUGGUGAUGUCAUGUAGGCAAGAUGGCGGAAGGGGAGGACGUGGGGUGGUGGCGGAGCUGGCUGCAGCAGAGUUACCAGGCAGUCAAAGAAAAGUCCACUGAAGCUUUGGAGUUCAUGAAGCGGGACCUGACAGAAUUUACCCAGGUGGUACAGCACGACACGGCCUGCACCAUAGCAGCCACAGCCAGUGUGGUCAAGGAGAAGCUGGCAACUGAAGGCUCCUCAGGGGCAACAGAAAAAAUGAAGAAGGGGUUAUCUGACUUCUUAGGGGUGAUCUCAGACACCUUUGCCCCCUCACCAGACAAAACCAUCGACUGCGAUGUCAUCACCCUGAUGGGCACACCCUCCGGCACAGCUGAGCCAUAUGAUGGCACCAAGGCUCGCCUCUACAGUCUACAAUCAGAUCCGGCAACUUACUGCAACGAACCCGAUGGGCCCCCGGAGUUGUUUGACGCCUGGCUUUCCCAAUUCUGCUUGGAGGAGAAGAAGGGGGAGAUCUCAGAGCUCCUUGUAGGCAGCCCCUCCAUCCGGGCCCUCUACACCAAGAUGGUCCCAGCAGCUGUUUCCCAUUCAGAAUUCUGGCACCGGUAUUUCUAUAAAGUUCACCAGCUUGAACAGGAGCAAGCCCGGAGAGAUGCCCUGAAGCAGCGGGCUGACCAGAGCAUCUCUGAGGAGCCUAGGUGGGAAGAGGAAGAAGAGGAGCUCGAAGGCAUUGCACCAUCUCCAAAAGAGGCAAAGAUUCCAAAAGAGACCAAAACCUCCACAUCCCCUGAAGAUGGACCUGGCCCCCAGAGCCCUUGUGAAGACACUCCAGUGGAACCACCUGCAGAGGUGACUCCAUCAGAGAGCAGCGAGAGCAUUUCCCUCGUGACACAGAUUGCCAACCCUGCUGCUGCACCAGAGGCACCAUUGCUGCCCAAAGACCUGUCCCAAAAGCUACUUGAGGCAUCUUUAGAAGAACAGAGUCUGGCUGAGGAUGAGGGUGAAACCGGACCUCCACCCCCAGUUCCCUCCAAGCCUCUCACCCCUGCCGGCCGAGCCAGCGGCCCAGAGCCCAGGCCUCCAGCCAGAGUAGACACCCUGAGAGAGGAGGCGCCCACAGACUUACGAGUAUUCGAGCUGAACUCAGAUAGUGGAAAGUCGACACCCUCCAACAAUGGCAAGAAAGGCUCAAGCACGGACAUCAGUGAGGAUUGGGAGAAGGACUUUGACUUGGACAUGACUGAAGAAGAAGUGCAGAUGGCACUUUCCAAAGUGGAUGCCUCAGAGGAGCUGGAAGAUGCUGAGUGGGAGGACUGGGAAUGAGGGGAGCCGGAGCAAGCAGCUCCCCAACUCACAGCACAUCCCACCUCCCUCGCUCGCUCAUCUCAGCCAGCCUUGGAAGACACUGAGAAUGUCCCCCCAAACGGCCUCUGCCAUCCAGAAGUCGGUACAGAUUCUGGUGGCUCCCUUCUGGCCUUCUGCUCACACCUUGGAAGAGCCUUUCUAAAUACAAAUCCAGAAGUCUGACUUGUGCCAACCUUAGGAUGACCCAAAAGGAGGACCUGUACCCCAUCACCGGAGAGCCUGCAUUUCCCUACUGUUCUAGGGACCCCUUCUGGGAAACCUGGGGUAGCUGUCUUCUGCACAGACCAGAGCUGAAGCACCGGUCUCUGAGGAGGCCAAGAUAAAGCAUUCUAUCCCAUAAGCUAGUAAGCUAACAAGGAAGGCUAUGGCUCCUGCCCUUGACAGCAUUUUGGUUCCUGUCCCAGUGAAUGAGAGGCAAUCAUCUCUGGGAAAUUUGCCUCUCUCUGGAAUCUCCCUCCCAAGCGUUUUCCACUCCUGGAAAGGUCCUAUGGGUUCAGAAUCUCAAUACCAAACCUUGACUCUCCUUUAGCCCACACUGGGAUAUCCCUACAUCUUCCCAGGGCUUGUUCAUGUCAGAUGCACCCAAGUCCUUAGCCUAGCUGUGCCACUGCAAGAGUCUGCUCUUGCAAUUUCCCUCCCUCCCCAAGAAGGGAGGAGCCACCUUCAGGCCCUUCUGAGUAUUACCUGGUUGGAUACCUGCUCUGAGCAGGUACCUACCUUGACUCCCAUAGCUUAGGACAUAAGCCAGCUAUGAGCUCUAUGAAGUGGUGAGCAGAAGAGAGUACCCACAGUCCAGCAGCAAGCCAGCUCCUCCCAAGUCCUCUGCACCUGAAGCGAUGUGCUGGGCAAGCACCCUGAGACUUGGCCGUCUCCUGCACAGUCCUCCUUCCUGAAGACAUUCAGCCUGGGGCUCAGUGAGGGCCACACAGAGACCCGGUGCUCCACAGACGCCAUUCUAGUGAUUCUCCGCACUGGUGCAUAUACCAGUGACUUAUUUAAAGGGAUCUUGUCAGGGGCACCGUGAAUGGUGGGCACUUCAAACCUUCAGUGAAGGGCUAGGAUGGAGAGAAUGCUAAUUUUUUUUUUUUUUUUGAUGGGAUGGGGUUUUCUCUUUGUAAUUAUUUUAGUUUAAUUAACCUUUUGGUUGUUUGUGCAAUAUUAUAUAUUUUAAAUUAUAAUGCAUCUCCCCAGAGUAUUUUGUAGCUGGGAAAAGAAAAAAAAAAAAAAAAAGGAAAAAUUCUAACAGCUGUUAGUUUUAUAAUUAAAAAGGAACAAAAAAAAGUUUGUCCUGAACCUUUUACAGAUUUGCCGUAACAGCAUUAAAGUGAUUGAACAGAA